AUGCAAACUAAUUGGUCCUGGGUGGGAAAAGAAUGUCUCUGUGUUGUGGAGGAUCAGGGAAAAUGCUGGGCAUGUUGGGCAUUUGUCGCGGCGGAAGCCAUUACUGCCUUAUACCACAUUAAGUUGAAAAAGAUGAAAUUGUUGUCAAAGCAACAUGUUAUUGAUUGCUUGUUAAGUGUAUUCAAAACGUCAAAAAACAUUCGAUACCACGAAGAAACAGGGUGCUACACCAAUCACUACAACAAUUACUAUCAAUUUGCAAUGAAUGAAGGAGUUUAUUCUGAUGCUUCAUAUCCAUAUGUUGACAAGAGGGGAAAUUGUCGUAACCUACCGAACGAGGAGAAAACAAAAAUUAAGGGGUUUAAAAAGGUUGACAAUCUUGACAUGGGCAAAAAAGGAAUUGAAGAGCUAAUUCGAAAGCAACCAAUUAGUGGAUGUGUAAAAUUGGUGGACAGCUUUCAGGGGCAUUUAGGAAAGGAUAUCUACAUGGACCAAAUUGAAAAGGAAAUUCACUUUGAAAAGUUGCUCAAAAGUGGAAAUCAAUCCUCUGUUGAACGUCAUGUAGUGUUUAUCAUAUUGAUAGAAUGCGUGCGUCCACUAUCAGUCAACGGACCAGGUCCUUUGACUCAGCAAGAACAGUAA
Solanum tuberosum (potato) is the source of this 642-nucleotide messenger RNA. RefSeq names its product cathepsin S-like. The transcript is spliced from 5 exons. The coding region runs from base 1 to 642 and encodes 213 amino acids. Lineage: Eukaryota; Viridiplantae; Streptophyta; Magnoliopsida; Solanales; Solanaceae. Gene Ontology annotation, molecular function: cysteine-type peptidase activity. Gene Ontology annotation, biological process: proteolysis. The record is from RefSeq and is a predicted model, not a curated record.